Messenger RNA from Pollicipes pollicipes, 1921 nucleotides. Its product is annotated as neurotrophin 1. Gene Ontology annotation, biological process: central nervous system formation; innate immune response. The coding region runs from base 1 to 867 and encodes 288 amino acids. NCBI's taxonomy places the organism in Eukaryota, Metazoa, Arthropoda, Thecostraca, Pollicipedomorpha, Pollicipedidae. The transcript is spliced from 7 exons. The record is from RefSeq and is a predicted model, not a curated record. Gene Ontology annotation, molecular function: Toll binding; growth factor activity. Gene Ontology annotation, cellular component: extracellular region.
AUGGCGGUGACGGAGGCAGCCGCGGCGGCGGUGGAGGAGGUGGCACCCGCUCCGACCGAGGUCGAGCCGGCGGUGGAGCUGGUGGAGGAUCCGGCGCCAGCGCCAGAGGAGCCUGCCUACGCGGCCGCCCCGGCCGCGGAGCAGCCGCAGCCAAGCUACGGCCACCAGUCCGCCUAUGGUCACCAGCAGCCCGCCUACGGCCACCAGCAGCCGGCCUAUGGUCACCAGCAGCCUGCCUAUGGUCACCAGCAGCCCGCCUAUGGUCACCAGCAGCCCGCCUACGGCCACCAGCCCGCCUACGGCCACCAGCAGCCGGCCUACGGCCACCAGCAGCCAGCCUAUGGUCACUCGGCUCACGAGCCGGCCGACCCGGCCUGCUCCAAGAACACGACCAAGGAUUGGUGUCUGGAGGACUCGGAGUACCCGGCCUACCACAUCGCCCAGGCCAUCGGCUACCACCACUACACCUUCCUCAACCUGUACCAGGACGUGGUGGCCAACACCAGCAACUCGGUCGACAGGCUGGAGGCUCUGGAGGAAGAGACCUACCUGUGCGGAUCUGAGACCGCCUACGUCCAGCCGCUGAGGGCCAAGAACACCGACGGAAAGUGGAGGGUCAUCGUCAACAACGUGCAGGUGCACUAUGACACGUACACCCAGACGGCCCGCGUGGAGGAGUGCCUGUCCGCCGGCGAGCCCUGCCCCCUGGUGCCUCACUGCUACGAGUCCAGCUGCCUGCAGAAGUCCGUCUACCACAGAUUCCUGGUAUACGACGCUUACGACUACUACCUGCCAUUCGCCAUCGAGACUUUCAAGCUGCCCUCCGCCUGCGCCUGCUCGCUGGGAGCUUACGAAAUCACCCACUAGAUGUCUCUGCCAGGCACCUCGGCAUCGCUCUUCGGCACGGACGCAUGUCGUGAGAGAUUUGCUCGUCUGAAAAAGCGGAUAUGCUAAGAAAUCGCUGGUAUAACGUGAGUUACCGCACUUUUGUGCAACCGUUUUGUCAGUGUUAAGUUAUUUGUCUUGUAUUUAAAUCGAUUCAGAGGGCAGCAAGAGGCUGUCCAAUGCGUAAGUGGAUAAAUUUUGAUGUGCCUUGUAAGGUGACUCGCUUUAGAGCUGGUCACGCUCCAAAGAGUACUUGCUUUAGAGUUGGUCAUGCUCCAAAAGUACCUGUGUUGUGCUCUACAUGGCCUACCAAACUCCAACGAGGUAUUGUGUACCGGGGCAAGCAUGUUCGGACACAUUCGCGCACGUUGGCGAGACGUUGCCUCCGCAGCGGCGUUGGUUACCGGGAUGAUGUGAUGUUUUGAGCCGUGUCAGUGAAGUGGGACGUGGAAGAAUGCUGUGAUCCCACGCAAAUGACCACCUCGUGUGCUUUGUUCACAUUCGCCGAUGCUUCGUGGCUUUCAUGAGUCGCGAAGGAAUGUGUUGGACCAAUGACCUGGCAUGACUUCAUAUGAGGUCAAAAGGUGCGGCGGCAGUCUCUGGGGGGAGAUGACGUCAUAUGGCGUCCUUGCAUCGCCACCAUCGGCAGAGGUCCAUCGGUCUGGCGCGUGGGUAUGGAGCGUAUUCUGAUGACGUCACUGGGACGCAUUUGCAUUGUCGGCGUCGCGGCAAAGGCUUCGCGGUUCUGCUACAAUUGAUAGAGUAUCUCGUGCUUUUCGACACAUGCCUCCGAAGUGUAUUAAAUUUCGUGGGGACUUCGGGAACUUUGGGCAACGAUUCAACCGCUGCCAAUUACUGAAUCUAAGGUGUAUUAGUGCUUUAUGUUGUCAAUGGUGGUGUAAUGCAUUUUUAAUUGCCGGUCGUUUUUCGAAGCUUUUUUGGCAGUGAUGCUCUCAGCAGUGUUUCGAUGUUUAUGACCUGUCCGUGUGUGUUCUUGUGAGUGUGAUGGGAUUUUGAGAAUACAGGUUCAAGAGUU